Messenger RNA from Paramecium sonneborni, 813 nucleotides. The record is from the annotation of a GenBank genome assembly. NCBI's taxonomy places the organism in Eukaryota, Ciliophora, Oligohymenophorea, Peniculida, Parameciidae.
CAAAAAUGAUAGCCUUAUCAUCUGAAUGUACUCAUUAUAAAAGAAAUUGUGACAAGAAGGCUCCUUGUUGUGGUAAGUUUUAUCCUUGUAGGCUUUGUCAUGAUGCCAAUUAUGAAGGUUCUUCAUCUGAUAGAUGUGAUACAGAAAUAAUGGAUCGAUAUAAUGUUACCAUCAUAAGAUGUAGAAAUUGUUUAUGCGAAUAACCACCAACCAAUUAAUGUAUAUCAUGUGGAAUUCAAUUUGCUAAAUAUUUCUGCUCCAUUUGCAAAUUAUAUGAUGAUGAUUCUACUAAAGACAUUUUCCAUUGUGAUAAAUGUAAAAUGUGUAGAAGAGUAAAUUGUUAUAUUCUAUCAUAGGGAGUCUAAGAAUAAUUAUUUCAUUGUAAUGUAUGUGACAUUUGUAUACCUUAAAAAUGUUAAAUUUCACAUAAAUGUUUAUAUCAAGUUGCUGAUAGUGAUUGUCCUAUCUGCUUAAAAAAUCUCAAAAUUUCAACAACUUUUAUCUAAUAGUUAGACAAUUGUGCACACUUCAUUCACCUAAGCUGUUUAAAAUAGUUGAUUGAAUCAAAUCAAAGAAAUUGUCCUAUUUGUAGUAUUCCUAUUUUUGUAUUUAAUUCAAUAAAUAUAGAAAAUGACCUAAACUGAAAUUCAAAUAUUUGAUAUAUUAGCUGAAUCAAAUAUAAAUCCUAAUCAAAUACAAAAUUAAGAAGUUAAAAUUCUAUGCUACGAUUGCAGAUAAAUUUCUUUGGAAGUUCGUUUUAAUCUCUUUUUAAAAUGUACCCAUUGUGGUUCAUAUAAUACAAAGAUAUAAUGA